Molecule: messenger RNA, 646 nt
Organism: Rubroshorea leprosula
Lineage: Eukaryota; Viridiplantae; Streptophyta; Magnoliopsida; Malvales; Dipterocarpaceae
Source: the annotation of a GenBank genome assembly
UCUUUCUUCCCGCUGCAGCCGAACAAAAAAAAGGGGGGAACCCGGCACCAGCUUUGAGAAACCGAUGAGAUAAGCUUGGUUUUGGCCUUCUUCUCUUGUUCUAGAACACCUUUAGAACCCAGAAAUUUCCCCCACCCCUCUGCAGUUUCCGGAUCUGCUCUGCUUGCCCGUCCGUUGCUGCUUCUAGGCCCGAAAUUCUGGGCAUUUUUCUGCUCGUGAGCUUCCCCCUGCAAAUUCCCGCCGGCCUCUUCCCCCUGCAAGGUCCGGUUCUGCAGUUGGAAUUCUGGUUUUCGAUCGUUCUGUCAGUUAGCACUGAGAUUGAGUGCUCGGUUUUAUGUGAGUGAGGAAGUGAAACCGAGGACGGGGAAACCACGAGAAGUGACGAGUUAGAAGGCUAGCCAUAUUGUAAUUGGAUAUAAAUUUUAGAUAUGAAUAAUGAUCUUGUAUUUGGAGAUUUUUAUGAUAUCAAAGUAAAUUUUAAAGAUUUGAUCUUCAGAUUUUGAUGGUAUCAGAUUGUGGUGUGAUAAGUUCCGAGCCUUGUGCAUUUGUGGGACCCGUCUCACGAGUGCACGGCGUCUGUUGCGUCUCGAAAUUGGGUUUUGGGGCGUGACACCAUUGUUGGUCUGAAUAAGUUUUCUAGACCAAC